Cervus elaphus (red deer) is the source of this 4409-nucleotide messenger RNA. RefSeq names its product recombination signal binding protein for immunoglobulin kappa J region like (gene RBPJL). The coding region runs from base 257 to 2284 and encodes 675 amino acids. NCBI's taxonomy places the organism in Eukaryota, Metazoa, Chordata, Mammalia, Artiodactyla, Cervidae. Gene Ontology annotation, molecular function: RNA polymerase II cis-regulatory region sequence-specific DNA binding; DNA-binding transcription activator activity, RNA polymerase II-specific. The record is from RefSeq and is a predicted model, not a curated record. Gene Ontology annotation, biological process: regulation of transcription by RNA polymerase II. Gene Ontology annotation, cellular component: nucleus. The transcript is spliced from 9 exons.
CGGUCCGGGGUCCGGCAACCACUCUCCCCUCCUCUCUCUCCGCGCGCCCCCCCCCCCCCCAUCCACAUCAGGACUGUCCCGGGGUGGGUCCCUUCAGGGUGCUGGGAAGCCACGCACCCUCACAAACUCAGCCUCCGCCUCGAGGCCGGCACAAGCGAGGCCUUUGUGGCGCCGGGGCCUCACCCCAGUGCUCCAGGCUGCAGUGGGCGUGGAACCAGACCUGCGGAGUGGCGCCUGGGUGGUCCCGGUGGUCGCCAUGAAGACCUCACUGAGCUCCCCGCCACCCAAAUGGUUCGCCCACAGCUUACACUCAAGUCGCCUCUCUUGCCAGAGGUUUCUUCCCUUUGACCCCGAGGGGGGCGGAACUGGGAGGGCCCCUUCCUCCCAUUCGCUUCACUCAAUCUGCCCGCUUGGGUCUCUAAGCUCCCUGCUGUGGGUGCCCGGCCCGCCACCACCUAGCCCCAGGUCAGCCUCGGAGCCCAGCGCGGUCCUGAGGGAAGGCGUGCGCCGCUGCCUGCAGCAGCAGUGCGAGCAGACGGUUCGGAUCCUGCACGCCAAGGUGGCCCAGAAAUCAUACGGAAAUGAGAAGAGGUUCUUCUGCCCGCCGCCCUGUGUCUACCUCGCAGGUCCCGGUUGGAGGGUGAAGCCAGUGCCGGGCCAAGCCCACCAGUCCGGGGAGACUGGGCCCCUGGUCUGCGGUUACAUGGGACUAGACGGCGCGUCCGGCAGCGCCGCCGAGACGCAGAAGUUGAAUUUCGAAGAACAGCCGGACUCCAGGGAGUUCAGUUGCGCCAAGACUCUGUACAUCUCGGACGCAGACAAGAGGAAGCACUUCCGACUGGUGUUGCGGCUCAUGCUCCGAGGCGGCCGGGAGCUGGGCACCUUCCACAGCCGCCUCAUCAAGGUCAUCUCCAAGCCCUCGCAGAAGAAACAGUCGCUGAAAAACACCGACCUGUGCAUAUCCUCGGGCUCGAAGGUCUCCCUCUUCAACCGCCUGCGCUCCCAGACAGUCUCCACGCGCUACCUCUCUGUGGAGGACGGGGAUUUUGUGGCCAGUGCACGCCAAUGGGCGGCCUUCACUCUCCACCUGGGUAAUCCCACCAGCAGGCCCGGAGCUGGGCACUUCACAGGCAUUCACUUAUUUAAUCUUCACCACAACUGGCCCAGGGAAGUAAAUGUUGCCCCAUGGAACCGAGGCUCACAGACACCAAAAGACUUGUCAAAAGUCCUAGUGAGUCAGAAACUGAAUCCAGCCCUUCCCCCUGACUCAGCCCCUGCCCCCAGGGCACAGGCAUUCUCAAGGAUGGGCCACAGGGGGUUUCUCCAGGCUGAGAAUUUUCAGCCUGAGCUGCCUCUCCGUGUGCCGACCCCGCCCUUAAGACCCACGUGCGACACGAGGCGGAGUCAGAGGCAACAGGAUUUGGGACAGAAGCUUAGGACCCCUGAAGCCCUCCUGCCUUCUGUUUAUUCCUCAGCUGAUGAACACUGUUCCCAGGGGGACUUCCCGCCUCGAGAGGGCUACGUCCGCUACGGCUCCCUGGUGCAGCUCGUCUGCACGGUCACGGGCAUCACCCUACCUCCGAUGAUCAUCCGCAAAGUAGCCAAACAGUGUGCCCUCCUCGACGUGGAUGAGCCCAUCUCCCAGCUCCACAAGUGUGCAUUCCAGUUUACUGGUGAUCAUCCAGGAGGAGGCGGCACCUACUUAUGUCUCGCUACAGAGAAGGUGGUGCAGUUUCAGGCUUCCCCCUGCCCCAAGGAGGCCAACAGAGCGCUGCUCAACGACAGCUCUUGCUGGACCAUCAUCGGCACCGAGUCGGUGGAAUUCUCCUUCAGCACCAGCCUGGCGUGUACCCGGGAGCCGGUCACUCCCGUGCCGCUCAUCAGCACCCUCGAGCUGAGUGGCGGGGGCGACGUGGCCACCCUGGAGCUCCACGGUGAGAACUUCCACGCGGGGCUCAAGGUGUGGUUCGGGGACGUGGAGGCCGAAACCAUGUACAGGAGCCCGCGGUCCCUGGUUUGUGUGGUACCCGACGUAGCCGUCUUCGGCAGCGACUGGCGCUGGCUGCGCACACCCAUCACAGUGCCCGUGAGCCUCGUGCGCACCGACGGCCUUUUCUACCCCAGCGCCUUCUCCUUCACCUACACGCCGGAGUACAGCGCGCGGCCGGGGGCCCCGGGCGCCCCAGGCGCCCCGGCGGCGCCCGCUGCUGACGCCGACGCGCUCCUGGAGAGCAUCCAUCACGAGUUCACGCGCACCAACUUCCACCUCUUCAUCCAGACGUAGCAGGAGCGGCCUGGACGCUGAGACCUGGGCCGGAGCCAGUUUUCUGGGUCCUGAGCCCUGCCCUCCGCCUCGGUGCGGCGCAAGUGAAGACUGCAGGCCGACUUGCAGAAAGCUCUCGCCCUAGAAACCUGGCCCUGCGGGUCUUUCACCAGUUACUCCCUCGUCUUCUUCCGUCUAGGAAGACUCCGCCUGAGUGAAGCUCCCUUUGUAUCGGGUCAGGAGCGUGCCUUUCUCUGUCAUCGUCUUUUGUCUUUUUCACUCCCACACAGUCUCUCCCGCAGUAACUGUAGUUUUGCUUUUUUUUUUUUUUUUUUGGCCAUGCCACAUGGCCUGUGGGAUCUUAAUUCCCAGACCAGGAAUGGAACCCGCUCUCCAUGCGGUGGAAGUGCAGAGUCUUAGCCCCUGGACCGCCAGAGAGUUCCCUGUAGAUCUCUCUUCUCUGUGCAUCCCUGCGCCUGCAUCUUUGUGUCUCUCCAGCUCUCUCUGGGCCUGGCAUACAGUUUCACACACUGUGAAAAGCCUAGCCUAGAGCGUUGACCCUCCAGGCAGCUGUGUCUUCCCUGAAAGAGGAAAUGGGUAGUUUCACACACAGGGGCAUGGGGCAUGGGCUCAUGCUUGCCCUGCUGGCCCUGAAGCACCAGGCCCUGCCUUGAAUACUGGGUCCCACUCCAAGCACCAAGUCCCUUCUGGAGCAUGGGGAACCUGUGCUGAAGUGCUGACUUCCACCCUGUAGUACAAAGCUCAGUCCUCUCCUUAGUCUUCUUCUGGCUGGAGCCAGGCACAGUACCCAUGCAGAUGUUUGCCCUCUGGUCCACAACUCUGGUGGCUGGGCAGGUCCCUGGGGCAGUGGUCAGGUCUUGCCAUCUUAAUUAUCUACCCAGGCAUCUCUUUCGCAGGACCAGUAAGAUGCAGUCAGUCCUAAGGGUUGGAGAUUGCUCUGCUGUGUUGGCAUCAACUCCCAACCAGGGCAGAGUCUGAUCUGUAUGACCCACCUGCCCCUAGAGGGAGGUGCCCCAGUGUGCUUCCCUCCACAUAUGCACAGAGCAGAGGACCACAUGUGUGGUGGAGCAGAUAACUCACAUUUGUGAUAAUUCCUGGAGUAGCAACGGGGGUUCAGAGGUAGCCAGCAUCCCUGAGCCCCUGUCCCUGCUCUGGGUACCACCUGCUGCCUCUGGGCAGGCCUAGGGGCAACCACAAGACACAAAACAAAACUUGCGCAGGACAACUCUAAGCAGAACUCCCAGGAUCUGCUGGGCAAUAAUCAAGUCGCAAGAAUAAGUUAUUUGGAUGGAGCCCAAGGAUAAAAUUGCAAUUUAUCACCGCCCAGACUCUCCACCCUCUGCCAAAUGUGUGCCCCACAGGGAGGGUCCUGACUCGGGCUGUGGAAACUAUGACACAGAUAUCAUAGGUGCCAGCUACUUGUACCAGCCCCUGGGGGUGCUGAAAGGGAGAAUUGGUCUGAAAUGUGGGUCAAAGGCUCUCACCCCUCUGGGCCUUUCUUUAAGCUCUAAGUUCAUUUCCUGAGAUGCUUUCCCCAGAACAUGGAAACCCCCUGUGAAAAAGAAGAAGCUGGUAUUUCCCAAGGAGGCAAAAUGGGCUUUGCUCUUAGAGUCCUCAAAGUCUUCGCUAAGUUCUGUUCUCUGCCAUCAGCAGGCUGAAACCCACAGUGAUGGGAAAGAGAAGCUUGUCCAGAGUCUGCCAUGGCCCCUGAGAGUGGAUCCUGGCGGAGGAACCCAGGGAACAAAAGGAUGGAAAAUGUCCUCCACGUGAGGGCCUGUUCCAGGAGAGUUUGAGCUCACUGCCCUGUGAAAUUGAAACAGGAAGUCACUUGUAAAGAGCCUAAGAGGUUUCAAAACAUAUCACGUGGGGAGUUGGGGCUCAAGGGCCUUUCCAGUUCUGCCCUCAAGAACUUCCUCCACCACUCCACCAGGCAGGAGUCCCGGAGGCCAAGGACCUAGGUUGGCCUGAAAGCCCAGCCAUGCAGCUCUAUUUUUUGCCUUGCCCUCAGGACACUCCCCGGAGAAGGCAAUGGCACCCCACUCCAGUACUCUUGCCUGGAAAAUCCCAUGGACUGAGGAGCCUGGUAGGCUACAAUCCAUGGGGUCGUGAAGAGUCAGGCACGACU